Molecule: messenger RNA, 1422 nt
Organism: Trichobilharzia regenti
Lineage: Eukaryota; Metazoa; Platyhelminthes; Trematoda; Strigeidida; Schistosomatidae
Source: the annotation of a GenBank genome assembly
AUGAGAAACUCUAACUCUGAGACGUCUAACCACUUGUUGAGAAUUGAAAGUCAUUUACUGAAAAAUGAGAGAGAAAUAGGGCAACUAAAGGAAGAAGUAAAUGAUAUUCAGUCUAGGUCCCAUGACAUCCUUAACAACUUGAGUAAGCUUUCAUCAUGCGACAGUCAUGACGCUGUUAAAAAUCUUGAAGAUCAGUUAGAUACACUCAAAGAGGAACUAAGGUAUGAAAAUAUUCUUCGCUCAAAGAUUGAGGAGGAAUUGCAAUCUUCUUUGAAUGAACUAAGGUUUUACCGGACAUCCACUGCAGAUGAUAUUGCAUACCAAGAAAAAAAUGAGCUAGAGUCGCUAUAUGAAAAUUUUAUCACCAAUUUUGUGAGUGAAUUAAGAGCGCAAAUACAUUCCUGCUUGUUAUCACCUUCUGACGGACAAAAAAUUACAAUAGGAAGCAGGCCUGAUAAAUAUAAAUGCAAUGGACAAGUUAUUGGUUCUAGUAAUCUACAAGAAAUAAUGAAUGAAUUUAAGCAACAGUACAAUGGAUCCCACCAGUUAAUUGAAGAUGCAUUACAUAAGGUGGCUGAAUUAAUAUCUUACGGUGAAAAAUUAACCAAGGAGCGUAAUGAAGCUGUAGAAUGUAAAGAAGUCGCUGAAAGUGAACUUGAACAGUUAAGACUUGUGAUUGACAAAUUAAUUGAAGAUUCUGGUCAGCGUACACGUGAAGAGGUUGAUAAAGUACGAGUGAAGGCCAAUGAGAAUAUUGAAAAAUUAUUGCAUGAAUUGCAUCAUAUGGAAAAGGAACGUUGUCAGUUAGCGGUUGAGUUGGAGUGUUUAAAAUCAAAUAGUAUUAGUAAUCCUGCAGAUGGAAUAAGUAAUCGAGAAUCAAAACUGGGCGACUCUCAAUUAGAUUCUGCUAGGAGACGUGCUAUUCAAGCCGAGAAACUAUGUGAUGAAUUAAAACUACAACUGGAAACAGAACGUAACUGUAAAGAACGACUGAUUGCAUCUAAACAAGCUGAAAUUGAGCAACUGAAUCAAAAGAUUAAAUCACUUGAGGAACGUUUAGAACAUGCUGAAACACAAUUUAAACAAAAUGAAGACCAUUACUUUAAACAAAAUAAAGCUUUAUUGGAUUCAGAAAUUCAACUUAAUGCCUUGAAACGACAACUUGAAUCUGUACAAAAAAGUGCUCAAUAUCAAAUUGAGUUAGCUAAACAAUCGAUGAAAGUAAAAGAAACUGAAUUAAACUUGAAAAUUGAAACACUUGAAAAAGUUAAUCAAAUCAGUGAUGAAAAAUGGCGCAAUUUACUAGAUAAACAGCAAAAAUUAUCAUUGCAGUGGCGAAAAGAAGCACAGGAGUUGGCUAAUCAACUUGAAGAACAAUGUAAUGCAUUUAAAGCACAAACAGAGAGAAAUCAUCAAAAAUAA